UGUGUUCAACAAACUUUCCUUUCUCCCAUCCUCGCCACAAACCUCACAAAGUUACAACACAAACGGACGACAGUGAUGGAGCACAGCCUUAACAACUCUCCUCCUAACCUCAACAGAUUUCUCCAGCUGGACCCCUACAUGAAACCAUAUGAAGGAGACAUUCAGAGAAGGUACCGGCUGUUUGAAGAGCGUCUUGCUUGGUUGGAGAAGGAUGAGGGAGGCUUUGAUCAGUUCACACAGAGCUACCAGUCGUAUGGGGUGCAGAUGCAGCUUGGUGGUGGCCUGCUUUUUAGGGAGUGGGCUCCUGGUGCCCACGCUCUCUUUCUGACUGGGGAUUUUAAUGCAUGGGAGAAGCUGUCAAACCCCUUCACCCCAAAAGCGUUUGGAAAAUGGGAGCUCUCCCUUCCUCCCAAAGCAGACGGCUCUCCAGCCAUCCAGCACCUGAGCAAGCUAAAGCUCGUGAUCAAGACUAAAGAUGGAGAGUAUUUGUUUCGGAUUUCCCCCUGGGCAAAAUAUGUUACUAAGACACUGGACUCGGUAACGUACGACUGGAUUCACUGGGACCCUCCACAUCCUUAUAAGCACCAGCACCAGAGACCUUUGCGGCCCCGCUGCCUGCGCAUCUAUGAGGCUCACGUGGGCAUUGCCUCGCCCCGUGAGGAGAUCGCCUCUUAUAAGAACUUUACCCUUGACGUGUUGCCCCGCGUUAAAGAUCUGGGAUAUAACUGCAUUCAACUUAUGGCAGUUUUGGAGCACGCUUACUAUGCAAGCUUCGGCUACCAAGUCACAAACUUCUUUGCAGCCUCCAGUCGUUUUGGCACUCCGGACGAUUUGAAGGCUCUGGUGGAUGAGGCCCACUCUUUGGGCAUCACUGUCCUUCUGGACAUGGUGCACAGCCAUGCGUCUAGCAACACAGAGGAUGGCCUGAAUCAUUUUGAUGGGACGGACUCCUGCUUCUUCCACGCAGGCUCCAGAGGAGAGCAUUCGCACUGGGGCAGCCGGCUCUUUAACUAUGGCAGCUGGGAGGUGUCACGCUUUCUCUUGUCCAACUUGCGAUGGUGGGUGGAUGAGUACGGUUUUGAUGGCUUCCGGUUCGAUGGCAUUACAUCCAUGCUCUACCAUCAUCAUGGCAUUGGUGUGUCAUUUUCAGGGAGUUACAGCGACUACUUUGGCAUGCAUGUGGAUGAAGACGCUGUGGUGCAUCUCAUGCUGUCCAAUUAUACCCUGCACAAACUCUACCCAGAAUGUAUCACCAUAGCCGAGGAUGUUUCGGGGAUGCCAGGCUUAUGCAGACCGAUCCAAGAGGGCGGGCUGGGCUUCGAUUAUCGAUUGGCCAUGGCCGUUCCUGAUAAAUGGAUCCAGAUCCUUAAGGAGGUGAAGGAUGAAGACUGGGACAUGUGGAACAUCGUUCACACACUGACCAAUCGGAGGAGAGGCGAGGACUCCAUCUGUUAUGCUGAAAGCCAUGACCAGGCGCUGGUCGGAGACAAGUCGUUAGCCUUCUGGCUGAUGGAUAAGGAGAUGUACACUAACAUGAGCACGCUGAUCGCCAUGACGCCUGUCAUAGACCGCGGCAUGCAGCUGCACAAGCUCAUCCGGCUCCUCACUCACAGCCUCGGGGGGGAGGGCUACCUCAAUUUCAUGGGUAAUGAGUUUGGACAUCCCGAAUGGCUUGACUUCCCUAGGAAGGGAAACAACGAGAGCUAUCGCUACGCCCGCCGCCAGUUCAACCUGGUAGACACUGAGCACCUGCGAUACCGGCAGCUUUAUGCUUUUGACCGUGACAUGAACCACGCAGAGGACGAGUACGGCUGGCUGAGCUCUGGCCUGGCUGUGGUAAGCACUCUGGAUCAAGCUGAUAAGGUCAUCGUGUUUGAGCGAGCGAAGCUGCUCUUCAUCUUUAACUUCCAUCCCAGCAUCAGCUACAGCCACUACAGAGUGGCAGUCCAGCAUGCUGGGAAAUACAAGAUCCUGCUGAACUCUGAUGAGGUACAGUACGGCGGGCAUGGGCGAAUCCAGCAAGACACCGAGUUCUGCUCUGAGCCUUUGGCCUUUAGGAAUCGACCCAAUUCAUUUCUGAUUUACAUUCCAUGCAGAAGCGCUCUUGUUCUAGCUAAUGAAGACCAUGAUUAUGACCAUUGAAUGCAGUGUGUGGAUGGAGUCCAGCUGAAGUCACUGCAGUCCACACUCCUUUAAACCAGGGAUUUCUGCAUAAAGUAAUGUAGCCAUUCAUUUUGUUGGAUAAGUGCAAAUUCCAGAAGCCCCUUGAGCCAAACAGUGUAGUUUUAACCUCCUCACUCUACAAACACUGAAAUAUGAAACAUUACAUGCUUAGAAAUAUCCUUCUUUUUUGUCCUUUCUGUCUGUUGGUUUGUGCAUUCACAGCUGCGCCUGCCGAUUUGACAAGGACAACAUGCCCCACUCACUUCCCUCAGUAUUUCUUUUUUUCUUUUUCACAGCACAAGCUGCUACUUUAUUGUACCUAAAUGAAUCCCUGAUUCCUGCUUCAUACAUUGACAAAGAGAUGGUUUGUUUUGUUCCAGAGAAAACAGAGAUCUUUGACCAUGAUUCUUUAUCCACACCCCCUCCAAUCUGUGCUACACAUUCACUCAAGAGCACAGAACCACUUCCACUGUUCCAAAAUCAGGGCUGAGAAUAAACACCAGGUGUUUCGGUAGACACGUUCCAGCUUUAGCAGGUGAUUUUACUGCAUUAUGGUUCUUUAAGCAAAUGAGCAGUGAAAUGUGAAAUUGGAAAACUGGCAGUUCCUUUAUUGUUGAUAUUUUUUAGGAAUGCUCCAGCAUUUUUCAAUCUGCUGCAUCUAGAACACAGGCUUGAUUACACAAUAACGCAUUGCAGUAAUGUGAUUCCUUUUUGUUGUAACAAAGUAGUGUAAAACAUUACAGUUACUGACUUAAUAAGAAUUACGUUUCUUGUGUAACGUGUCUCCAAAAGAACAAAAGUAAUUAGGUGUGAAACAAUUUUAUAUAUAUUAUUUAUAUAUAUUAUUAUUAUAUAUAUUUCCUCUCUAUAGAUUAUCUGUGCGUAAUAUUUACAUAUAAGGGCUACAUGCAGCCGCCUACUGUGUGACUUUGAACACAUGUGAGUAACUUGGAAAGUGCUGUAAAGUUGGCCAACAAUCUGUCAAACCAGCAUUAAUGCAAAAGUUUGGGCACUCCUGGUCAAAUUAUGUUUUGUUGAUUUUCUGAGUGAAAAUAAGUUAACACAUCUGCUACAGACACACUUCUGCACGUUUAAUGCCCUAAUGCUGUUUAUGUGCUGCAUUAGACAUAUUGGGAAAAAAUAAACCUAAAAUGUGGCCUGUGUAAAGGUAUGACACACUUCGUUUAUUUGCCUUUAACAUAAAAAUAAAACAUUUCACUUCAAUUUGCAGAAAAAUGCAGUGUUUAAGGUUUUCCAUCUAAAGGUUGUGUUAACGUAUUUUUUUAACUUAGAAAAUCAAAACAACAGGUUCACCUUUUGCAUAUGUCUGUUAAUGGGACUGAUAAAGAUAUCAGUGCUGAAGAAGAGAGAACUCCAACCUCACCUGAACAGGUCAGACUUUAUUUUCAUUCAGAAACAGCUCUGUAGGCAUUACAUUUUAUUCUUAAAGAUUUUAUUUCGAGGCAGCUAUUUUUGAACUGUUUCUGCAGGCUAGUUUUUCAGCUUUUACCAUUCAUUCAAAUCAAGCAUGUACAAGCAUAUAUCUUGUUCAAGGACAGUAACAUGUCUUGUAAAUGAUGUUUACUUUG
Messenger RNA from Pygocentrus nattereri (red-bellied piranha), 3752 nucleotides. It is a transcript of the gene gbe1a, whose product is annotated as glucan (1,4-alpha-), branching enzyme 1a. The transcript has 16 exons. The coding region runs from base 76 to 2142 and encodes 688 amino acids. Gene Ontology annotation, cellular component: cytoplasm. The record is from RefSeq and is a predicted model, not a curated record. Gene Ontology annotation, molecular function: hydrolase activity, hydrolyzing O-glycosyl compounds; 1,4-alpha-glucan branching enzyme activity; cation binding. Gene Ontology annotation, biological process: glycogen biosynthetic process. Lineage: Eukaryota; Metazoa; Chordata; Actinopteri; Characiformes; Serrasalmidae.